GUUAAUGGGAAUCAAAGAAAAAGAAACUGAAAGAAAGCAAUUCUCACAAGGCUAUUUAAAACAAACAGUCGCCCUUUAAACUCCGCAGAAAUGCACUUCAUUUUAACACUUGCCUUUCUUGUGGAUUUAUCCUGGGGUCUUCCAAAGGAUAUUGUAAUUAAAUUCGAGCGCAGUGUAUUGGUGAACGGUUCGGUCGAGGAGAGGAUCCUUGUCAACGGUGCAGCUAGAGAGUUCGACGAUCAACCGGUGGUCAGACUAAUUAAAGAUGAAGCCCUGGGGAUGAUCGUGAAGAAUGAGCAUGCAACAUCAAUUAAUGGCACGUAUAUACGCCUGAGAGAAUGCAAGCUGAGAGAAUAUCGCGUUUUGCGACUGUCCGAUCGGUUUCAGCUGAAUGGCAAAGAUUACUUGGCUUUAGAUUCAGUAACUGGGUCGUGGACAGCGUUGGAGCCAGAGGCGCGCAAUCUACAGACAUGGGCGCGUGCAGCUGAAUGUCUAGAGAAAACUCAGCUGAAAGAGGAAUGUGAAGAAUUCAUCAAACUCAUGAAUGACACCCAGAACAAAGAGGGGCUUGGUGUGUUAAGAGUGAUGGCUCUGGUCUUGACCACAUUUCUCUUAAUUGGAUUAGCCUUUAUAAGCCUUCUUAUCUUCAAACGACAUGGUCAACAGCCAGGAGGUGAGAAGUCUCACAUUGUUUACCAAAUGUUGUAAUUGCUGGCUGACAGGAGAUUAAAUAUUGACAUUGGCGUUCUAGGUUCAAUUAUCCACUACCCAGCCCAUUAUCUUGAAGUGCCAUUGGAAGGAUCGAGCCACAAUAACAACCAGUGUUGAAUGGUCCCUACUCAAAGAAUUGAGUCACCAAACCUGCCUCACCACAUUACUGUGGAUUUACUGAUGUAUCUGAGAUUAGAGGUGAUGGAUAGUUUAAUACUGAUACAUAAAGAGAAAGGUCACAGUCACCAAGUCUAGAAGCUUGAGUAUUAUUGUGAUAUGAUAAACAAAGUAUUGUUGCAGAACAGUCUUUCUUUUGUUUUAAAUGGAAUUUUGAAUUUAACAAUGUAAAAUAGCUGCUAUGCUAUACUGUAUACUAUGCAACUGUAUACCAAAAUACUUUGUUCACCAAAUCAAACUUAUUUUGUGUUAUGUGCUCUCUCUCUCUCUCUCUCUCUCUCUCUCUCUCUCUCUCUCUCUCUCUCUCUCUCUCUCUCUCUCUCUCUCUCUCUAUCUCUCUCUCAUGAAGUCAGGCUUCAUUGCAUUUUUUUCUGUAAUAAAGAUGACUAUUAUUGAAAUCAAUAAAACUAAAAUAACA
Molecule: messenger RNA, 1306 nt
Organism: Myxocyprinus asiaticus (Chinese sucker)
Lineage: Eukaryota; Metazoa; Chordata; Actinopteri; Cypriniformes; Catostomidae
Exons: 6
Coding region: 91-708 (205 amino acids)
Source: RefSeq, a predicted model, not a curated record